UUUUGUUGGAGGGACUUUGAUGUUAUACUUGAGCUUAAUUUGGGGGCUUUACAGCGUCUCAAAGUCUGAAAAUAUUGAAUUGGAGAAUGGUUCAGAAGAGACCUAGGACUUCGGUCGCAGCAUCAAAAUUGGUCAGAAUUGAGGAUUCACCAGAAUUUCUUCGAUCUGAGAAACCCAAAUCUAAAAAAUAUGAUCUUUUCUCUUCGACGAACAAGGUCCUUGUGCUUUGCUUGGCAUUUCGAUUUGCAAAUGCGCUUUUGUUGCAGACUUAUUUUAACCCAGAUGAACACUGGCAAGCCCUUGAAGUUGCCCACAAUAUCACCUUUGGCAGGUAUGGUCAUCUGACAUGGGAGUGGAAGAGGGGAAUCCGUAGCUACUUGCAUCCUUUGUUGUUUGCUUUUCUUUACAAAGUUCUUGCUUUACUCGGCAUUGAUACUCCAUUGAUCAUGAUAAAAGCUCCGAGGCUGUUGCAAUCUAUAUUCUCAGCUGUUGGUGAUUUUUACUUGUACAGACUCUCCGGUGCUCUCUUUGGUGAUUAUGUUGCAAAAUGGGCUCUGUUUUCCCAACUUACAAACUGGUUUAUGUUCUUCUGCUUCAACCGAACUCUAUCAAACAGCUUAGAGACCGUUCUAACACUUGCCAGCUUGUACUAUUGGCCUUGUAUAAGUGUUGCUACCACCAGAUAUUCCAAGGUUUCAAGGAAGUUGGCUCUGUUUAUGGCAGCUCUAUCAUGCGCUAUUCGACCAACAAGUGCGGCUACUUGGCUGUAUGUUGGUCUGCUUGAGCUGUUUUCAGCACAUGAUCGACUUAGAUUUAUUUUCUUAGAGGCUGCUCCUAUUGGGUCGUUGGUGCUUGGGAUUACGUUUUUGUUAGAUAGAUUAAUGUACGGCUCCUGGAUAUUGGUCCCUUUUAAUUUUCUGAAGUUCAACGUUCUUUCCUCUGGAGGAGAUUUUUAUGGAACUCAUAAAUGGCACUGGUACUUCACCCAGGGGUUUACUGCCAUGCUCUUCAGUUUCAUUCCAUUUUCCAUUUCUGGCAUCAUCACCUCAAAAAGAUGGAAACUCUCCGGUCUUAUCAUUUGGGUUCUGGGAAUUCAUAGUCUACUUGGUCAUAAAGAGUUCAGGUUUGUCCUUCCCAUUCUUCCAAUAGCAUUGAUGUUCUCUGGCUAUUCAUUAGCUGCCCUUAGAUAUCAUGCUUCUCCGAAUGGUAAAAGGGAAAAAUCACGAGACUUGCACACAAAACGCCCUAUGAAAAUGAAUUUGGCCAUAAUACUUUUGCUAGCUACAAAUAUCCCAAUGGGUUUAUACAUGAGUUUGGUUCAUCAGAGAGGAACAGAGGAUGUAAUGAAUCAUCUGGCCAGAGAAGCUGCGACUGAGAAAGUCAAAAGGAUCCUUUUUCUGAUGCCCUGCCAUUCGACGCCUUACUAUUCCACUCUGCACCGAAACUUACCAAUGCAGUUUCUAGACUGCACACCGAGCGAAGAGAACAGGAUCCCAGUCGAGUCGGACCGUUUCUUGACGAAUCCACUUGCUUUUGCAACAGAAUUUGCUAAAAAUUGGACAGUCCCAAGUCACAUUGUAUUGUUUGAUUCAGAAGAGAGAGUACUGAAGGAGUUUCUGAUAUCACAUUCUUUCAAGGAGGAUAAAAGGUUCUUCCAUUCUCACUUCAAGGUGGACCGUGAUCUUCAAUCUUCGGUGGUUUUAUAUGUCAUGACGGUUUAAUCUGACCAACUUACCAUUUUCUUUUUCUCGAUGAAGAUUAAUUUUUAAUAGAUGCUUUUCUUUCUCCAUCAACAAAUUUUGUGAGAAUAUUAGUGGUUUCGAGUUGUAUAUUCCCAUGCUACAUCCUUUAUUGUUACUAUAUUUAUAUACCAAUUAAUGUACUUUUAACCUUUUAUAAAUAUUAAAUGUUCCAAAACUA
Molecule: messenger RNA, 1920 nt
Organism: Benincasa hispida (wax gourd)
Lineage: Eukaryota; Viridiplantae; Streptophyta; Magnoliopsida; Cucurbitales; Cucurbitaceae
Product: Alg9-like mannosyltransferase family
Biological process (GO): GPI anchor biosynthetic process
Cellular component (GO): endoplasmic reticulum membrane
Molecular function (GO): alpha-1,2-mannosyltransferase activity
Source: RefSeq, a predicted model, not a curated record